GUAUCAUAUCCUAGUAUUAUACGUACGAUACCUAUGUAAGACACAUAAGGUACGAUACCUUCCCAACCCUGGUGAUGGCCUGAAUUUGCGUGGCUACGCAUUUUUUUUCGUGAAGUGAACGUACUGGCACAUUGUGGCACAAGUAGAACUAGUAGAAGCAAGUGAAGAAACUUCAAUAAUUUUUUAGAUUAUUUUCAUAAUUUAACGUGACAUUUAUCGAACGAUUAACAACGAUCAAGGAGUUUUUUUAGUUUCAGAAUGUGCAGUUUUCGUCUACUCGAAAUAAUGGAUUCAGCUAUUACAACAAUCAUUGAAGUGAUGGAGAAGCCAGUAUCAUCGGACAUAGUCAUCAUCUCGGGUAAUUCUCAUUCAGAACUCGCCAAUUUAAUUGCCAAUCGCCUGGGCGUAAAACCUGGUGGAUGUGCAGUCUACCAUAAGUCAAAUCGUGAGACAAUGGUAGAGAUAGGAGAUUCUGUGCGUGGCAAGGAUCUGUAUAUAAUCCAAACUGGCACAAAAGAUGUGAACAAUAACAUAAUGGAGCUUCUCAUCAUGGCUUAUGCAUGCAAGACAUCAUCGGCCAAAAACAUUGUUGGAGUAAUUCCAUAUCUACCCUAUUCCAAGCAAUGUAAAAUGCGCAAACGCGGUUGCAUAGUAUCUAAACUUUUGGCAAAGAUGUUGUGCACAAGUGGUCUAACUCAUAUUAUCACAAUGGAUCUUCACCAGAAAGAAAUCCAAGGAUUUUUUGAUGUUCCUGUGGAUAAUUUGAGAGCUAGUCCAUUCCUUCUACAGUAUAUUCAAGAAUCCAUUCCUGACUAUCAUAAUUCUGUGAUCGUUGCAAGAAAUCCAGGUAGUGCAAAGAAAGCAACUAGCUAUGCUGAAAGGCUGCGCUUGGGAAUUGCUGUGAUACACGGAGAACAGAGAGAGGCUGAAUCCGACAUGAACGAUGGUCGCUAUUCGCCACCCGCGUUAGCGCUGGCCGCGCGUACGAUGGAGGUCGGCGUGGGUGUGCCUUUGCAUCCAGCAAAGGAAAAGCCGCCUAUAAGUGUUGUCGGGGAUGUUGGAGGACGUAUUGCUAUUAUGGUGGACGAUAUGAUAGACGAUGUACAAUCAUAUGUAGCAGCUGCCGAGGUACUUAAAGAGAGAGGAGCUUAUAAAAUAUAUGUCUUAGCUACGCAUGGAUUACUCAGCUCAGAUGCGCCUAGACUCAUCGAGGAAUCUCCGAUCGACGAGGUUGUUGUAACCAACACGAUUCCUCACGAUGUACAAAAAAUGCAAUGUCCGAAAAUCAAGACUGUCGACAUCAGUAUUCUCUUAGCGGAAGCAAUUCGGCGUAUACACAAUAAAGAAUCGAUGUCGUAUCUGUUUAAGAAUGUAACUUUAGAGGAUUAGGAACUAGACGAUUGAAAGAUGUGAAAAGCUACAAUUUUAAUUACGAAUAAACGAUGAUUGAAAGUUACACAGGAUUCAAUACCGGGGACCAUUUGUCCAGAAUACAUAUCUGUCUUUUAAUUUUCUAUACUAUUUUUAUAUUUCGCCAAUGAAAUGACAGUGAACGUACAUAAACUCUCUUGCGUUCAUCAGUAAAGAUAAUCAGCUGAAUUGUCUUGAAUGUAUAUUUUUUGUUUUGUAGUACAUAUUUUUCUCUAUAGUAUAUAUUAGAUUAUACUAGUCUAGUAUAUUACUAGCAGCCAAUUAUAAGUGUACGAAAUAUUCGAAUACGAGAUAUAGUCAUUGCAUAGUAAACUCUGUACAAUUUUAAAACUCUGUAAAGUCAUAGAUAUAUAUGUUUAUAUUAAUUCUGUGUUUACCAGUGAUCUAGUGCUAGUUUUAUUGUAUUGAUUAAAAAUGUAUUUUAGAUUGAAACACAAUAAAUAUAUUUCAAAAUAUAAA
Molecule: messenger RNA, 1890 nt
Organism: Monomorium pharaonis (pharaoh ant)
Lineage: Eukaryota; Metazoa; Arthropoda; Insecta; Hymenoptera; Formicidae
Product: phosphoribosyl pyrophosphate synthase-associated protein 2
Exons: 7
Coding region: 259-1389 (376 amino acids)
Biological process (GO): purine nucleotide biosynthetic process; 5-phosphoribose 1-diphosphate biosynthetic process
Cellular component (GO): ribose phosphate diphosphokinase complex; cytoplasm
Molecular function (GO): magnesium ion binding; ribose phosphate diphosphokinase activity
Source: RefSeq, a predicted model, not a curated record